AUGGCUGACGACAUUUCUCGCCGUUGUUCCCUCCCUGUGCGAUCCCUCUCCAGUGCAUCCAGCACGGCAGACAUGAGCGAGGACCGCCGCUUGCCCCCGCUCCCCCGCGUGGAGCCCUUGCCCCGAGGCCCCUUUGACCCAUUUACUUCCAACAUCGGUGCCACCACCAGCUCUCCAAGCUCCCAGGAUGCAUUUCCCGUUAGGUCGCCGUGGCCUGAAGCGGAACACAUCGUGACUCCCCCAUCACCAGCAACCUCGGCCGACAGUUCCUGGCCAGAAUCCGUUCAGCCACAAAAGGCCUUUGAGUGGCCGCAAGAGCUUUCCCCUGCAGAACUUUUGAACCUCAUCGCCCCCAAGCACAUCAACCGCAAGCCGCCGUUGCAGCAGCUGUGCGGGCGAAAGCGCAAGGAAAGCAUGGUCUCUGCGGAUUCAGACGAUCAGAGAGAAAAGCACAGAAUUGCAGAGGGAAACCGACGGAAGAACCUCAGCCAGCUACAUCGUGAGUUGGACAGCCGCAUCCAUGAUUUCUUCUUGGAGCGCGCUGGCUGGAACCCAUCCAAGAGCCUACCAGAAUCGAAGGAACAUAUUGUUCAGGCCGCCAUCUUUCUCAUCGACUUCAUGCUCCUGAUCAUCAUCCACUUGAUCCGCCAGGAGAAUGAGAUGCCUCGUCAACUGUCGGAGAAACUGGAGCCCCAGAUCCGCUGUAUGCAGCUGCAGCAAUUGGUGUCCAGCCUUCAGCAGCAGAACCAGAGUGCCCAGCAGCAGAUCAAAGCUCUGAAGCAAGAGAACCAGAUGUUGGAGGAGCGCAACCAAGCACUCGAGCUUCAGCUAAAGUCAUACGAGCACAUGUUCCGAUCGCCCAAGAGCGAGCCCCUGACUUCUCAGCCGAUCAUUCAUCAUGCUGAGGUCAAGCCACGCAACAUGCUCCCUGGGUUGCGGGUAUUUUGCGACGAGAUUGCCGCCAGCAGCCCCGAAUCCUCUCGGCUUGAGUCUCAUCCCACAGCGCCAGCUUUCACUUUCGGACAUGCAUACCUUACCCAUACUCCUUCUAUCACGCGGUCCUCGUCGCCAGUGUUCGCACACGGGCCCCACUCAGUGCCUGUAUCACGGCGCCAAUCCAUUAUCCCGUCGCCAUGA
Messenger RNA from Aspergillus niger, 1137 nucleotides. RefSeq lists its product as uncharacterized. The transcript is spliced from 2 exons. The record is from RefSeq and is a predicted model, not a curated record. The coding region runs from base 1 to 1137 and encodes 378 amino acids. NCBI's taxonomy places the organism in Eukaryota, Fungi, Ascomycota, Eurotiomycetes, Eurotiales, Aspergillaceae.